AUGGCGGAGGAAACUGAUUGUCUGGAGAUGCCGGGGCAGCCCUACGCCCUGGCGUUGUGGAAUCUCAUCAUCCGCCCGCCCCGCAGGCGAUACGACCCGCAGCGGUUGGGGCCAAAGCGCUUCCGCCUGUGGAGCUGCGGCGUACGCCGCGAGGAUAUCGACUUAGUGAGCUCCCGCGGGAUGAAAUUGAGGUGUUCGCACUUCCUGCCAGAUCUUCCGGCUGGCCGGGCAGAGCCGAGACCCUGCGUGGUGUACCUGCACCAGAAUGCCUCGUGCAGGCUAGAGGCGUUCCAGCUGGUGCCUCUCUUCCUCCCCCUGGGCAUCUCCCUGUUCUGCUUCGAUUUCGCAGGGUGUGGCGAGAGCGAUGGCGACUACAUCUCCUUGGGGUGGUUUGAGAGAGACGACUUGGCAGAUUGUGUCAAGCACCUGCGCGACUCAGGCCUGGUCUCAUCCAUCGGAUUGUGGGGGCGCUCCAUGGGGGCGGUCACAGCUCUGCUCCAUGCGGACCGGGAUCACUCCAUAGCUGGCAUGGUGCUCGACAGCCCUUUCUGCAACCUUCGACAACUUGCUGGAGAGCUCGCGCAGAGCGAGUACCUUUCCGUCAAAGUCCCGAGCUGGUUGCUCUCGGGUGCUUUGGCACUGGGACGGCUACGGAUAAAGCUUCUUUGUAGCUUCGACAUCGACGAGCUGUCGCCGAUAGAGCAUGUGGGCAAUUCGUUCAUCCCAGCGUUGUUUCUGCACGGCGUGGACGACGAUUUCAUACCACCACACCACUCGCAGAAGCUUCACGAGGCCUACACCGGCGACAAGGAGCUUGAGAUGAUUGCUGGUGACCAUAACACUCAACGCGACAUCCACGUGACUCGCAAAUCCGUCUACUUCCUCGUCCAAGCGCUGCGCUGCAACCUGCCACCCUUGCAGGGGGAGGGGAGCAUCGCGUCGCUCCUAGGCUUUGAUGCUGGGGAGGUGGACUCCUGCAUCGAUCGCAAGGUUCUGUCCACGCGUGUGCAGGCGGAGGCAGCUCGCCUUCUGGCCACUUCCUGCCCAGAGCGACGUGGCCUUCGCCUUCGGGACGCGCAGCGGAUUGCUCUUUCCGUGCGCCUCGAGGUGGCGAUGCAGCUCUGCGAAGAUGCCGCCGAAGCUGGCUACUGCUUUGGCCUCUUGCCACAGGCGAGUGACUACGGUGGCGCAAACAGGCCGCCCGUGGUGAUAUUUGCGCUGACAUCCCCAAAGGGGCUUUGCGUUACACAAGUCGUCGAAGGCACCGGAGUAGAGAUUCUGGCUCAGGUGGAUCAGCCGAUCGACAUUGGUGUUCCCGUCUUGCUCAUAGCAGAGCUCAUUGACAAUUCCAAUCACGAAAGCUAUUUUGCGCCGCAGCAGCCGACCACACUGCGGCUGUCCUUGGGCACUGGGGGUGCUGAGAUCAACUUGGUGCUCUCAGAGGAGUACAAGAGGGAUGGGUUCUGCUGGCCCAUCACCUGCGGUGGACAAGCCGAGCUGUACGACUUGGAUUUGAAGGAUCCUGUCAGCCACACCUCUACACGGGAUGUCCAGACCGCCAAUUCAGGAACUUCUAGCGGCCAGGAGAGAAGACUGGGACGGCGAUCGCGCCGGCCCAGCCACAGCUCAACCGAGCCGGACACGCGAGGGGUGCAAAGUCCGCCGCCGGAGCCGCCAACGCAGGAGGUGACCAGCUGCUGUCGGCAGUCGUAG
Molecule: messenger RNA, 1713 nt
Organism: Symbiodinium natans
Lineage: Eukaryota; Dinophyceae; Suessiales; Symbiodiniaceae
Source: the annotation of a GenBank genome assembly